GUUGACCGGGCCGAGCAGAGAGGCUGAAGCCGCAGCAUCUGAAGCUCCAGAGCCACAGACAAAGAGCCGCCGGCAGCAUCUGUGCGCCUUUUCCGCCCCAACACCGAACAGAACAGACAAGAAACCAAGAAAAGAAAAGAAAAAACAAACAGACGCGACGAUGCUGGAGAAAUCAAACAGCCAAUACGAUUCCUUCCUCUUCUGGAGGCAGCCAAUCCCGGCCCUGGAUCUGUCCGAGCUGGAGGACCUGGGCUUGAUUGACUGCAAACCGGCCAAUGGCGGCCAGGGAAAGGAGAAGGCGUCGGCGCUGCGGCCCCAGAGCGAGGAGGGCGAGCUGGCCGAGUUUUCCUCCUUCAACUACUGGAGAGCUCCCAUCGCCAGCAUCGACUCCCUGCUGGCCGACCUCAACCUGCUGCUGUGAGACCGGAAGAAACGUCCCCCGUCCCCCAUCCCAUCCCCUGUCCUUCACCACCGUCCAGACCCCGGAUCAGUCUCCAAACGCCUCGCUUCCUCUCCUCUGACCUCACCGUCCCCUUCAUGCUAAAGACUCUGGACUUCUUUCAAACAUCUUCUUAAUUUUUUUUUUCUCUGUUAUGGAUGAAGUUCAGGUGCUCUUUUCCAGAUAAAUGCCACCCAGGGGGAUCAAACGUUCCCCAAAAGGUCACCUGUCCGUAUCAGAGUUUGAACCUGUGACCUUUUCAGUUCAGUGAUGGUCUGUCUAGAUGAAGGUCUGUCUAAUCAGCAGGUAAAUGGCUCGGUGCCAGAGCUUUCAUUUGUUAGACUAAACUGUAGGAAAGAGAUACUUCAGACCGAUGGUUUUCCAAGAGUCUGCAGCUUUUCGUUCCCACCAAACACAACACGGCGGGAUUCCACCGGUUUCUGUUUGUUUUGGAAUAAAACUCUCUGGACUCUUGGAUCCUGAUGCCAGAGAAUUGAAAUCCACUUAGUUUGAGUUUGUUCAAGUGAAAAACGUGCAGAGGAGAGAGAUUGUCGAUGUCGGUCAGGUCAACAUCUGUUCAUCUUCAAAACGUGCUUUUCAGGCUCAAAGGAAAGCACUGUUGCUUUUAGUGAUGAUUAUGCCUUUUUUAUCUAAAGAGGCAUUGAAAGGGUUUCAUUAGCCCAGAAAAACAUGAAAAUCAGAUGAAAAAUUAACAAAAGGAGGUUUAUCAGGCGAGGAGAGAGAAAGAGGCCGUUGAGACUGAAUCCUUUUUUUGUUUUGGACAAAACACCCAAGGCCUUCUGUUGAGUUUCUUGGAGGAGAAGAGGAGCUCAGUCUGUAUUUAAUCUCAAGCUCAGUUUCCCAAAGUCAUCCCGAGGUUUUGUCCCACGCCAAGCGAAGGCAGCGUCGCAGCACUCGGUCUAAACGUGCAUUUGGGAAACCGACUUCGCUGGUUUGAGUCUGUUCAGAGAGCCACGUUACCUCUGCAGGGGAAGAGAGACGAGCGUGCGAACAGGCAAGCUAUGAUUUCUGUUGUUUAGUGUCGCGUUUAGAGUUGAAACAUGAAAACCACAAAGCGAGACUGAAUUCACACAGGAGCGAGGAGGAAGAUUUUGACGUGUCCGCCACGUCAACAUGGAGGGAAACGCAUCCGGAUCGCUCUGCGUUUUCUUUAAACCUUUAAGAGGAUUAUGAAGCGGUGCCUCUCGUGUUUGUGCCAAAUGGAAGAAACCAUAAAGAAACGUGAAAUGUUGUUGGAAAUUAUUUAAAAUACCCUCUCCAGCUUUCCUUCUUCUGCUAUGUUAAACACCGUUUCCAUGGAAACUGAGUGCAACGUGUUACAGCAGGAUCUGGGCGAAUACUUGUAUCCGAGCGCGGCCACGUCGUAAAAAACGACGUAACACACACGGAGCACGGCUCACGUUUUCAUCUAACUGAAGCUGAUUUCACAUGCCUGCCAUAACGGUUCGAACCAACCUGUGUUACUAUGGCGACAAAGUGAAGCUUAAGCAUCAAGCUAAUCCCGCAUUCGCUAUUAGCUGCUGUUCUUAAAAAAAAAAAAAAAAAAAAAAAAUGGAUUGCUGUGUGAAAACGGUUGUGAUUAUUUUUCCAGUGGAGGAUACAGGUGUGAGGCGGCCUUCUCAUCAAAUCAGUGGGAGCUGAAAAUCUUUAUUUUCUAAAACGGCAAAAAAAAUACGGAGCCAGGGCGUGGGGGAGAGGGGUAAUAUACUGAGAAAAAAAAAAAAAAAAACCUUCUUAGACCUUUCUUGACAAGAAAAAAAUGUAGGAUCUUCUGAGAGUAAAUUUACAAAUUCAGAGAUUAUAAAGUCACAAAUGUGAGAAAAAAACCAAAUUCUGAGAUUAAAAUCACAAAUAUAUGAGAACAAAACUCACAAAUUUAUGAGCAAAAAAAAAAAAAACCUCAGAAAGACAGUAGAAGACAGAGUCUAACAGCAGGACAGGACUCUGAAGAGAUGUUGCUGAGACUUUUUCGAUUCAGAAGAAAACAAUCUGCUGAUUCUGGACUAAAAUCAGCAGUUUUGAGUUUGUUGUUAAGUUUUGUUUUGUUUUUUUCUCAUAAAUUUGACUUAAAUCUCAGAGAAUUUCUAAAUGUUUUUCUCUGGAUAUUAGCCCCAUCUGGCUCCUGGCUCUGUAAUAUUUUCCCUCUACAUCGGCAUACCGUCGUAAUUCAGAUCAAACAGUUUCCUGAGUUUCCGGCGCCUCCCUGUGGCUCCGCUGGCGGCGGUACAAGCCGGAUAAUCCACGACGUACGCUGAAAGGGCUUUAAUCCGCCUCCGCCUCUGUGCGUUAAAAGCCUUCAUGGCGCCUCAUCGUGGAUUAUCUCCUUCUCAUGUAACAUCAUCACAUCAUUUAUUCCCAUGAUCCUGAUCGCUUUUCAGUCACUUUAAAGGCAUUUGGAGGACGAGUUCAGGCUCCUGUUUCCUCUGCAUCUGCAUGGCCUUGUUUUACCUCCGCCCCCCUUGUAUUUAUUUAUUUAUGUAUUUAUUUAUUGAUUUAUUUAUUACGUUAUUUAUUUGUGGUGCUGCUGUUUCACUUUGCACUGAGCAGGACUCAAAGUUUCGGUGGAUCGAUGCAGUCUGGGCGAAGUGGCAAUGAAGUGGGAAACGACGUUUUCACCCCGUUAGCCCCCAAUUUCACAAGGAAACACCCAGAAAACAUGCUUUGCCCCUUUUUUCUAAAUCAGACUGGGGGUCAUGAGAUCAUUUUUUGGGGGGGGGUGGGUUGAAAGAUGAUUUAAGACACAUGAAAGAAAUAAGAAUAAAUUUCAAUAAUGCAAAAUUAUCUUGAGGAUUUUUCAAUGUGUUACUCUUUUCCUCUGUUUUCUUAAGCGGUUUGAACACACGGCGCCUCAGACGCUGUGAGCCUCAGAGGUCGAGCUGCAGGCUGGAAAACACAGAGCACAGGGUGAUAUUCAGAGGGGAAAAAACUCUGAAUUUACAAGAUUAAAGUCAAAGAUUUUCCUGAAAAAAAAAAAAAAAAACACUCUGAUAUUCUCUGAGACUGAAGAACUAAAUGUAGGAGAAGAAGCUCACAAAUUUGAGAAAAA
This is a messenger RNA of Myripristis murdjan (pinecone soldierfish), 3506 nucleotides long. It is a transcript of the gene mllt11, whose product is annotated as MLLT11 transcription factor 7 cofactor. NCBI's taxonomy places the organism in Eukaryota, Metazoa, Chordata, Actinopteri, Holocentriformes, Holocentridae. The record is from RefSeq and is a predicted model, not a curated record. The transcript has 3 exons. Gene Ontology annotation, cellular component: cytosol; nucleoplasm. Gene Ontology annotation, biological process: positive regulation of release of cytochrome c from mitochondria; positive regulation of mitochondrial depolarization; positive regulation of DNA-templated transcription. The coding region runs from base 161 to 421 and encodes 86 amino acids.